Boleophthalmus pectinirostris (great blue-spotted mudskipper) is the source of this 2491-nucleotide messenger RNA. RefSeq names its product cytochrome b-245 chaperone 1 homolog. Lineage: Eukaryota; Metazoa; Chordata; Actinopteri; Gobiiformes; Gobiidae. The coding region runs from base 194 to 778 and encodes 194 amino acids. The record is from RefSeq and is a predicted model, not a curated record. The transcript is spliced from 6 exons.
GUUCAAUGUUGCCAAAUCGUGCAGAAAAACAGAAGUGCUUCCUUAUCACUUACUCCACGUUUUUUCGUUUAUCGUUGCGUCCGUUUUCUACAUUCUCUUGGAAAAAAAAUACUGGGAUAAAGUAAAAGUAAGUUAAGAAAAUCUAUCGGUUAUUUUUUCUGAAGCAUGCUGUUGUUUACAUCCUGUCUUUCACAUGAUGGGCUAUAUGACAGUGGAGGAACAUAGCCCCACCCUGCUGCAUCUCAAGAGGGCCCCUGGGAUACGCUCGUGGUCUCUUCUGGUUGGCAUAUCAUCUAUUGGGUUAGCUGCGGCCUACUACAGUUCAGACAGUAUCCUGUGGAGGCUGUUCUACAUCAGCGGCUGUCUGUUUGUGGCGAUGCAGAACAUGGAGGAGUGGGAGGAGGCUGUGUUUGAUAAGACCAAGAACCUGAUCGAGCUCAAGACGUUCAGCUUGUAUGCAUAUGUCCUCACACUGUGGAAGAAGGGACAAGAGAAAGUGGUGUUGGACAUGGCGCAUUUGCGAGACGUCUGCGUCCAAGAGGAAAAGGUGCGCUACUUGGGCAAAGGCUACCUGCUAAUGCUACGGCUAGCUACAGGCUUUUCCUACCCCCUCACCCAGAGCGCCAUGCUUGGAGGACGCAGUGACGUGGAGGCAGUAGCAGCUUUACUGAAGAAGUUCAUGGGCCUGGACGAGCUGCACAAGCGAUCGCAACAAGAAGAGGAGGAUUACGGAGCUGACGAGGAAGAGGAGAGCAGCGAAUCAGAGCAUGAACUUUGACCCCCGUCUGAUGCCAAUUUUGAACUUUCUGUUUAGGGCAACUAGGGACGCCAGUUUAUCAAAAGGGUUAUGAGGGGCGUAUCAAAUGAAUCUUACUUAAAGAAUCUUACUGCUAACCAUAAGGAGGGUUCGAAUAGGGCUUGGGAGAGAUCACUAGAUUACUCAAACAUGCAUAGAUGACACCAAAAAUGUCAUGUUUUUGAUGAAGGAACAAAGUUAUAACAUGGUAGAAAUCUCCAAAAACCAAUGCACAAUACCCCCUCUUUAACAUAUAACAUAACAAUUCUACUAGUAUGCUUUUGUAUCUAUGUUGCACCCCAUUUCUGUACAAAUUGUGCCAUCUGCUUGUCUCCCUAAAAUGUCCCACUGUAUGGCAUUAAACCUAUCUGUCUCCAUGGGGACAAGCAGGUGACCCCUCCAAGGGAAGUUAAGGGUAACAUCUGUGAAGGCUUGACUCCACACACAGUAGAAAGGCUUGUUUUUCCAAGGCAUUUUAGAGCAAUCUCACGCUCCAUUCUCUGUAUCAGACCGUUGUGAUGGAGAGGGUCAUGGUCAUGAGCUCUGGGUAAUGGCCAAAAGGAUGAGGUCUUAGAUAGAAGCGGCCGAAAUGAGUUUCCUCCGCAGGGUGGCUGGGCGCUCCCUUAGAGAUAGGGUGAGGAGCUGAGUCACAUGGGAGGAGCUCAGAGUAGAGCCACUGCUUCUCCCUGUGGAGAGGAGCUGAGGUGGCUUGGGCAGCUGCUCCAGACGCCUCCUGCGCUGCCCUCGGCAUGUCCCACCGGAAGAAAGCCACAGGGAAGACCCAGGACACGCUGGAGGGACUAUGUCUCUGGGCUGGAAUGGGAAAGCCUUGGGUUCCUCCCGGAGGAGCUGGAGGAAGUGUCCGGGAUGAAGGAAGACUGGGUGUCCCUGCUUAGGCUACCGCCCCUGCGACCCGGCCCCGGAUAAGUGGAAGAAAAUGGAUGGAUGGAGUUUAGAACAAUAAAAAUGUAACCUGUAAUUGAAUACAUAAAUAAUGCGUAAUACGUAAAUAAGUUUAAUGCUAUACUGUGGGACAUUCAUGGUAAAGCAGUAACAUCUCCAUGGAGACAAGCAGGUUAUGACCUUCUAUAAGAACAGUAAUAUGGUGCAACCUUUUUGUCAGAUCCUGUUACAAGUGUCUUUGGCUCUGGAGCAGAGUCGAUACUCUAUACUGAUUCCAAAACCACAAUAAUAUAAAAAACUCUCCUUAUUUACACAAUAGAAUGUACUGUACUAUAAUACUCUAUAUAAAUGAUGAAACAUUAGAUGCAAUACUGACAUCCCUGUGUGCUACUUAUUUGUGUUGUUACAUUGAAAUAUAUCGGUUAUAUCUGGGAACAUUGUGUGAAUCAAACCUAUACUACCAUUUUACAAACUUUGCAAAAUAGCGGUGCCUUCCUACUGACCUAUAAUACGUGUUUAUAUCAUUCAAAGCUGUAAUGAUAAUAAUAAUCACCGUUUGAACAUUUCCUAAACAGUUGAACGCAAACUAUAAUUAAGCGCCAAGGAUUUGGGGCCAAACAUGAAAUACCUCAAAUUGUUGUUUUCGUUGUAUUCUAAAACCAAAGAUUGAGAUUUUAGGAGAAAAUGUGGGAAUCAUGAUUUAUUGUUUGUGUGUCCAUAAAAAGGUUUUUAAUUAUGCUUGGAUGAUAUAUUUUUCCUCACAGAAAAAGAAGUAAAUAUUUUAAAUUCGUG